UAAUUGCGAGCGUUGAUCCUUUGGAGAGACUUGGAUUAAUCCCCGGCUUUUUAAGUUAGCAGUUUUUCGUUUCUGUGUGUUGUUAAAGUAUAAUCUCUGUAGACGAGUAUUUGAAUUUUAGGCUAACUAGAGGAUUCUUUUUUUUUUUUUUUUUUUUUAUUUUACGAUUUCACGAUUUGCUUGACUCUGUGUUUUUUAUUCUUAUUCAUUUUUCUUGUUUAUAAUUUUCUUACAGAAUAAUUUAUUAAUUACGGACUUUAACAAAGAUUACCUUGAAGUUUUUUUUUCACCUUUUUUUCCCUUCUCUGAUUGACAUUGUUUGAUUAAAUUUGAUUAAUUCGAAAUGACCAGUGAUAAAUACUUGGAUGGUGGUUUGAACGCUUUGCAAAGAUGCUAUAAAUCCUUCUUUGACAAGCUUUCGGACAAGAUGGGAAGCGCUGAAAAUGUGUCUGGCACAUACGACGAUGGUGGUAGUCAUAUUUACUUAGUUUGGUCCGUUGCUGUGUAUGCCGAGGCCAUGGCGGAUUCUCUCAAGUUUACCAACAAGUACGAAAAGAAAUUCGAAAACGUGUUUCAAUGUUUGAAGAGAUAUUGGUCUCCAGAGUACAAUGCUUGUUGCGCUAGUUAUUACUUUCAAGGAAACAACGAUGUGUACUUUGACGAUAAUGCUCAAGUAGCCAUUGCUCUUGCUACUGCCGGAUACUACACUUCGAACAGUUCUCGGAAAAAACACUACCUUGAUAGAGCCGAGGCUAUUAUUGCCUUCAUCAUCAAUCAAGGUUGGAAUCAACAAAAGGGCGGUGUCGCUUGGCACGUAAAUUCCGGUAGUCCUCCUCAUGCCAAUCUAAACGCUUGUUCCACUGCCAUGUGUUCUCUCGCUGCUUUGCGACUUGCUUAUGCCGUGGAUGACCCAAAGAAAAAACAACAGCUCGUUACCUUUGCUUGGAAUUGUGUACAGUGGAUUGAAAGCAAUCUGGUUGAUCACACAGGUCUCGUCUGUGAUGGUCUAAGCUUAAACAAUGGCAAAUGGGACCUUGACUCAACCAAGUUUACUUACAACACUGGCGCUACUUUGGCUACUAUGGCUUUACUCCUCGGAUUCAAUGAUAUUAUUAAGGGCCUUCCCAAUAUCGACAAGAUUCAUUCUUACUUGGAAAACAUGGCCUCCGCUGCUCUCAACACAAGUGGAGAAAUGUAUGAUCAAUCCUGUAAGACCAAUUUCAAGGUCUGGAAAGAUAACACCUUUUUCGCCCAACAUCUUUCUGAGGGCUUAAUGGGAUUUUCCUUUGCCAUGCCUAAUUCUUCUCUCGUCAAAUCUGCCCAGCAAAUGGUUUUUGACCAAGCUGACUUUGUUAUGAAUCAUGUCCGUGAUCCAAAGGACGGUCUUUAUUUCCGUGAUUUGAAUAUUUAUAAGAUCAGCCCCGAGUUAACAAAUACCUUUAACAAAAUCUUCCAUGCAGAUCAGCAUUUCCAACCUGACAAGGACGAACGUGUACAGGGAAGUGGUCCUGUUGAAAAACUACCUCUUUGUAAGUCUUUGAUUGGAAGCUCCGGUGCUGCUCGUAUGCUUUUUCCCGCUGCAGAAAUUAUUGCCCGUAAGAACAACCCUCAAAGUGGUCCUAUUUUAGGGGGACGACCUGCGAGCGGUGAGAAAGACAAAGGCUGUUUUAUAUGUUAAUUUCAUGACUUCUCCUUUGCAUCCUUUACCUUCUUAAAUACCAUUUACCUUAAUUAUGAUGAUUUUAUGAACUACAAAUUUAUGACCCAGUGAACCUCGUUUUACUUUCCGUAAAAGUGUAAAAAAUUUCUUAAAAUUAGUGAAUAAAAUAUCAUUAUCU
Molecule: messenger RNA, 1838 nt
Organism: Schizosaccharomyces octosporus yFS286
Lineage: Eukaryota; Fungi; Ascomycota; Schizosaccharomycetes; Schizosaccharomycetales; Schizosaccharomycetaceae
Product: alpha-1,6- mannanase
Exons: 1
Coding region: 344-1678 (444 amino acids)
Biological process (GO): carbohydrate metabolic process
Source: RefSeq, a predicted model, not a curated record